Molecule: messenger RNA, 784 nt
Organism: Mytilus californianus (California mussel)
Lineage: Eukaryota; Metazoa; Mollusca; Bivalvia; Mytilida; Mytilidae
Exons: 7
Coding region: 125-784 (219 amino acids)
Molecular function (GO): protein binding
Source: RefSeq, a predicted model, not a curated record
UUGAUUUGUUAUUUUUUAAGGUUUUAGUACACAAAUAACUACGUUUUCCGGAUUAGAAGCAUAUUGGAAUUAUACGUUUUCUGUAGUGGCUGCAACAGACAAAGGCAAUAGUGAGCAGUCCGAAAUGUCUGUUAAAGUGACAACACGUCAAGAUGCUCCCGGCAAAGUGACAAAUUUUAAAAUAACAAGACCAUCCAAUAUAUUUACGACUAUGGAAGUUUCUUGGGAUAUGCCUUCACUUAGAGACAGAAAUGGUAUCAUAAAAGAGUUUAAAAUAAUCCAUAAUAUUAGUGGGACAGUUACAAAAGAAGUUGUUACUGCAGAAGUUGAGAGGUUCCAAAAACUAUAUUACAUUACACCAAAUAGAUAUUAUAUGAUUGAGCUCUAUGCAGUAAAUAAACUUAACCAAGAUGGAGAAAAAGAUUUGAAAAUAUAUUACGCAUCAUCAAAAAUUGAAUCACAACCACAGGUGUUACUUGAAGGAUAUUCUAUAGAGACAGUAAUAGGAGCUGUAGUUGGCUGUGUGUCAUUCAGUGUUCUUAUCAUGGUGAUUGUAGUUUGUUUUAUUUCCAGACAGAAGAAAAAUAAAAAAUCCAAUCAAUCAAAAUUAAGACAUUCGGAGGAUGUGUUACAAAUUGGAGACCAGUACGAAGAGUUAGGAAUGAACAAUAUAUCUCAUUAUCAGGAACUUGGAUCAAAAGAAAAUCAGACUAUAUAUGACCAGACCGAUAGAGUGCAUACCUUAGAUAAACAAUAUGAAAACCUGAUGCUUAAGAUGAACUAA